AUGGGAUUGUUGGGAGCCAUAGGCUUUUCCUUAGCCUUGGUAUCUCUAACUCAGAUACCUCAUAGUGCAGCACAGGGUACCUCGACUGAGAAGGAUGUCUAUGGUCUGCUGCCAGGAACUGACUAUAAAGUGACUCUCAAACCCUUCGUGUUCUACUUUGCGAUGUGUGUUUCUACAUAUGAGGCGUCCACAGUGCCCGACACAGCGCAGAUAAAGAUUGGCAAGCCACUGUCGAGUACUUCAGUCAGGGUGGAGUGGACUGUGGUUCCCUCGGCGUCGCGCUACUACCUUCUGUUGUACCAGGCCACAGGACCGGUGGUCAACAUGACCUCCACCGACACCAGUGCUGUGGUGCGAAACCUGAAGCCCUCCACCAACUACGACUGCUACGUCUUCACAGCUAACAAGGCCGGCAUGGGGAGCAAAAGCAAAAAGAGGACCAUCACGACCUUGGUGCAGCCCCCGACGGGCCUCACAGCAACAUCCACCGGCCUGGGAACAGCCAGGGUCACGUGGCAGCCGGUGAAGGACGUUCUGAUAUACCAUUGCACCGUCCAGGAAAUUGAUGAACCCAACAUCCGACCCGCCUCGUACAACGUCUCAGACACUAAGCUGGAUGUUCAAGGCAUCCUCCCAUGCUCCACCUAUCUGAUAUCAGUGUCCUCAUUCAACAAGUUUUUGGUGCCGAGCGAGUCCACAGAACACACAUUCUCCACCAACAAGCUGAGACCAGUUUCAGAAGUUUCCGUAGAAUACGCCUGCUCGCCCCAAUCUGCCACGGUGCAAUGGUCGGCCGUGUUUGGGGCCGACUCCUACAAGGCCUCUGCGAUUUGUGAAAACAGCACGGAGCUGACGUGCACCAGUGUGAGCACCAGCUGCCAGAUCACCGGAAUGAGCUGUGGCCAGAGCUACGACGUGCACGUUACUCCUAUGUCAGAGAACUGCAAGAACAAGAUGAACGCCACCUCGACCAAUUUUCAGACAGCUCCCUGUCCUCCCAAGAACCUGCAGCUGGAACGAGAUUGUUCCAGCACGGGCAUCGCCUUUUCCUGGGAUCACACAAACAAUACAGAACACUACAGGGCCAAGUCAGUGGACUCCGAGGGAUUGGUCCAGGAGUGUUUGACUGAAUACAACACAUGUUAUUUCACACAAACAGUGUGUGGGCGACAGUAUCACUUCACAGUGUACUCCGUCGGAGAGCAUUGCAACAGCGAGAUUAGUUCUACAGUUGACGUUCGCACAGCACCUUGUAUUCCCCAGAAUAUACAAACCUCAGCCGACUGCAACUCAGAUGUUCUGCUCAGCAAGUGGGACCUCGCCGAGGGGGCUUUACGUUACACUGUGGAGGCUUUUGGCAACAGGGAAAAAGACAACUACUACAACUGCACCUCACAUUCCAACAGCUGCGCUAUACAGGGCAUCAAGUGUGGAGAGUACUUGACCAUCUUCAUCAAAGCUUUUGACGACGAAUGUGCCAGUCCAAAGACGCUGGCGCCUGUGGCUGAGACAGUCCCAUGCAUUCCUCAGAAUGUCACAGCCGUGAAGGAAUGUGGAGCCGACUCCAUCACGGUAACCUGGUCAAUGUCCGGCAGUGCGCUCUUCUACGUCGCCAUGGCGAUGGACAACUAUGGCGUCAUUCACAGCUGCAACGCCAUGGAAUUGAUGUGUAAUAUCAAGGGGAUGAAGUGCAGCACCAGCUACACAGUGUACGUCAUCUCCUCCAACUUCUUUUGCAACAGCUCUGUGAGCGAGAUGAUCCCCAUAGAGACAGCUCCUUGCCCAUCGGACCAUAUUACUGCCUCUCUGGACUGUGCAGCCAACGAGGCUCUGAUUUCGUGGCGCGGUCGGCCCAAUAUUAUGUCCUACACCGCCACCAUCUUGGAUGAAAACCAAGGGCUCCUCAGCUGCAGCAACACUAAUACCAGCUGCAGAAUACCCAACCUGAAAUGUGGCCAGCUCUACACUGUCACGGUCAGCCAACACGAUGGCAUGUGCCCCAGCAUGCCCUCUGAGGCCAUCCACAUGGAGUCUGUUCCUUGUGGGCCCAAUGUGACUGCCGAUUUAGACUGCAGGUCACAGGUACUGACCCUCAGCUGGGAUGCAACAAGUAAUGCAGAAGGCUACACAACGGUGGUUUCAAACAACAAUGAGACAGAGACCUACAUCAACACGGAGCCCGGGCUGAUGCUCAGCACACUGGAGUGUGGACUCGAUCAUAAACUGAAAGUAACAUCCUUCAACAGCACCUGCGUUAGCCGACCCACAGUGUUGUCCAAGAGGGAAACACCUUGUGUGCCCACGGAUGUGAUGGUGACAAGAACCUGUGGGAAGAUUUCUGCAAAAGUAAAAUGGAACGAAAGCCGUGGCGCCCUGCACUACGAGGCAGCUGCGGUGGAUGAAGCCGGUCAACCCUUGCUGUGCUCGUCCAAUCAGACUUCAUGCACGUUGGAGGGCCUCGUGUGCAGCCAGGUUUACAGUGUAGGGGUGACCGCCACGGACGACACCUGCACCAGCAAUAAGAGCUCUGCUGUGAUACUACGGACAGUGCCCUGCCCUCCCGCUCAGCUCAACAUCUCUGUGAACUGUGCCAAUAACUCUGCCAUCUUAACCUGGAGCAGCAGCCCCAAUGCAGUGUCCUACACUGGCAAGGCAGUGAGCGCAGACGGAUACGUUGUGAACUGCGACGCAGGAAUGGAGCUUGGUUGCCAAAUGGAUGGUCUAGAUUGUGGCAUGGAGUACACCUUCACAGUGUCUGCCUCAGACGGCGAGUGUCAAAGUCCUGACAGCAAGCCGGUCAACAAAACAACCGCCCCAUGUGCUGUGGAGAGCGUGCUCAACACCCUGGACUGUAGCACCAACAAACUGACCAUCAGCUGGGCUCCGGCAGGCAUGGCGUUAAACUACAGCGCCACCGCCCUGGCCGGAGACGGAACUGCUCUUCACUGCAUAACAGAGGGUUCAAACUGCUGGAUGGAUUUACAGUGUGGGCAGCAGUACAAUGUGACUGUCAGAGCCAUCAGCAGCACGUGUGAAGGACAAAGCAGCGUCCCAGAAACAGUUAACUCUGUUCCUUGUGUACCUGUGAACGUCCAAGGCGUAGUGGAGUGCUCCACUAACAUGCUGCAGGUGUCCUGGGAUACAGCUGCCGGCGCAGAUUCCUACAGCGCCACAUUAAACGGAGCGGGAGGUUUCUCUUAUUGCGCUACAGCUGGGGAUAUCUGCGUCUUCCCUGAUCUGGAAUGCGCUCAGACAUAUACGUGUGGUGUUGUGGCCCUGAAUGACAGGUGUAACAGCUCUGAGAGCUCCAUAAUCUCAGCAACAACCGCUCCCUGUGACCCCACAGAUGUGGCAGCCCUUCUGCAUUGCAGCUCGGGCGUGGUGGAUGUGACCUGGUCUGACAGUUCCGGAGCAGAUAAAUACACUGUCCUUGCUGAAGCCAACGGACACACAGACUCCUGUGAGGCCAGCAGCUCUUCCUGUGAGCUGACCCAGGUGCAGUGUGGGGGGGACUACACUGUGACCGUGCUGGCAGGGGACGGGAAGUGCAACAGCUCCAUACACGCCAAAACCAACGUAACAACAGCCCCCUGUGCUCCAGAGAAAAUUGACUACUCCCUGGACUGUUACUCCAACAAUGCUACGGUCACCUGGGUUAAAGACGAGGAUGCCAUGAGCGUCACAGUCAACGCCACCUCCACCCAGGGACAGAGGACGUCCUGCAGCUCCACCAACAGCAGCUGUGUCCUGGAGCUGCUGCAGUGUGGACAAACCUACACCGUCCAGGCCGUCGCUCAAGGAGUCCAGUGUGCGAGCGAACCCAGUCCUUCUUUUCAGAUUGUCACAGCGCCCUGUACCCCUGCAAACGUGGAGUACACAUACUCUUGUGUUACUGGCAUCGUCUUCCUGAGCUGGGACGAGACUUUGGGAAGAAAGAGUUUCCACGCUGAAGUGUCUUCUGGAGACCACAUGGUGUCGUGCAGCACCACGCAGACCGACUGCUCCCUGACAUCGCUGCUCUGCGGACGCAUGUACGACGUGAACGUGAUCGCUGUGGCCGACCACUGCAACAGCAGCGUGCCAGGGGGAACUCAAAUACAGACAGCCCCCUGUGCUCCCAUGAAUGUCAGUUCCUCGCUGGUGUGUGACAACAACACGGCGGCGGUGAGCUGGCAGCUCAGCCCGGGUGCGGUUCACUACAAUGUGAAGGCAAUGGGAAGAGAUGGCGAUGCCAAAGAAUGCAACACUAACAGCACUAGUUGUCUCAUUCCCAACAUGCACUGCGCCCAGAUCUACCUGAUCACUGUGACCCCCUUCUCUGAUGACUGCCAGGGCAUGUACAGCUACCCACACACUUACCUUGCAGGCCCCUGCCCCCCCACCAGUGUUCAGGUGUUCCUGCAGUGUGUCGGUAACGUGGGCUUUGUGACCUGGACAGCUGCCCUACAAGCAGACCUGUACGUGGCCACAGCGGUACCCUCUACUGUGGGUGGGCACAACAACACCUGCACCUCCAACGGGACAAACUGCUCCCUCAUGGACCUCUACUGCGGCGAGACGGCCGUUGUCACCGUGGUUACCAUUGAGAGUGGCUGCAUGAGCGAGCCCAGUCUGCCUUUUACUUUCCAGUCAGUCAUCUGCCCACCCACCGGACUGAUGGGAUUGUCCACCUGCAGGAACAGUGACAUCAGAGUGGGCUGGGACCCAAGUCCAGAAAGUGGUGUUGAGUACUUACUCCACUCUCAGGAGGAUGACGGGGCCACUGCCAACUUCACCACAUCCAUGACAUCCCAUGUGCUCGCUGGGCUAAAGUGUGGCGAGCUGUACACCCUAAAGGUCGCUGCCACUGAUGAUGAGUGCACCAGCAUCUUCACCGAGCCUAUUCAAACUGAAACAGCUCCGUGUCCUCCCACCAACCUGACUGCCAGAGCCUACUGUGGCACCAGCUCUGUAACGCUGUCCUGGGCACCAAGUAUCCAUGCUAUCUCCUACAGCGCUACAGUGACCGGUCCCCAAGGCCAUGUAACUUCCUGUUCAUCCAACACAACAACCUGCUCAGUGAAGCUGGAUUGUGGACUCCAGUACAUAGCAGUUGUGUUUGCUUUCAGUGAGACGUGCAACAGCAGUCUGGGAGAAUCUCUAACCUUUGACUCUGCUAAGUGUCUGCCUGACAGUGUGAAAGCAGACCUGGACUGCACCGCCAACUCCUUCGCAGUGCAGUGGAGGGCGAGAGUUAGCGAUGUCGGUUCUUACACAGCGAUCGCCAUCGGCAGUGACGAUACCCGUGUAACCUGCGACUCCACCAGCACCAACUGCAGCAUCCAGAACCUAAACUGUGGCGUCACCUACAGCAUUGUCGUCACAACACCAUCAGUUAACUGUGGCACCAUCAGGGGCUCCGACUACAUAAUGCAAUCAGCCCCAUGUAAACCAGAUGGGGUGUUGGUGGAUCUGCAGUGCAGCACUGACAUGGCGGUGGUGACCUGGGAAAACUCCGGGCCAGACCAGAGCCAGACGGUGUCGGCAGUGGACAGCAGAGGGAUGACCUCCACCUGCAACUCCAGCAGCUCCAACUGCACCUUCGACCAGCUGAGCUGCGGGGAGAGCUACGUCAUCAAUGUGGUCGGCUACACAAACACAUGCAGCAGCGACCCAGCUGUUGCAAAAAGGCUCAACACAGCUCCUUGCAUUCCCACCCACGUUUUUGCACAGGUGGACUGUGGGACUGGGAUCACUGUGGUGAUGUGGGACUCAGCUCAAGGGGCCACAUCUUACACCGUCUAUGCUUGGGGAAACCUCGGCCACAAAGCUGAAUGUAACAGCACGGACACCAACUGUGAUUUCCCUAACCUGGUGUGCGGGCAGGACUACUCCAUCUCAGUGGUGGCUCGCCAUGAGUCCUGCGUCAGUUUGCUCAGCGAGUCCGUCAACGCCUCCACAGGUCCUUGUCCCCACAGCGGUCUGCAGGCGACCCUGGACUGUGACACCAACACCGCUGUGAUGUCGUGGACGCCAGGCAGCGGCAUCCUCUACUACAACGCCUCGGCCUCUAUCCUUGCCUUUAACGCGGUGGCCCCUCUGACCUGCUCCACCAACGGCUCCUCCUGCAACAUCAGCUCUCUGACCUGCGGACGGUCUUACAGGUUGAGAGUCAGCGGUCAGGGACAGAACUGCCCCAGUCCGGCCCAGGACUGGCUGCAAAUCAUCACAGCUCCCUGCCCUCCAACCAAUGUGAAAGUGAACUCUUCCUGUGAAUCGAACAACAUCUCGGUGUGGUGGCAGGCCUCAGAGGGCUCUGUGUCCUACACAGCCGUGGCCGAAGACCAACAGGGCCGCAGCUGGUCCUGUAACACCAGCAGCACCAGCUGCCAGAUCUCUGGUCUGCCCUGUGGACAGCAGUACCACGUUUAUGUUGCUGGUGUUGACGAAAAAUGCAUUGGAGCCAAGAGUGAUGUUAAAGUGAUUCAUACGGCUCCCUGUGUGCCACAGAACGUACAGAACGACCUGGACUGUCUGUCCGGCGUCUUAAAUGUUACCUGGCAGUCGACGGGUGACGUUUCUCAGUUCCGCGCCUCCGUGGUCAGCAGCAUAGGACACGUCAGCACCUGCCAGACGGUUAAGCAUCACUGCGUAGUGCCCAACAUGCUCUGCGAUCUGACCUACAACCUGACAGUGGUGGCUCAAGAUGAGGCUUGCAACAGUUCCCAUAGCCCCACACAGCAGGUCCUUACAGCUCCGUGUCCUCUCCUGAACUUCCUCCCCGCUGUAAACUGUUCCACCGGCGUUGUAUCUGUAACCUGGAACAACAACAUGUCAGGGGUUGUGUACACGGUGACGGCAGUUGAUGCUGCAGGUCAACGGCAAAACUGCAGCGGGUCAAUCGGCUGUGAUCUCACCACGCUGCAGUGUGGGACGGACUACAACGUCACCAUCACACCCUCCAGGGACGGAUGUGUGGGCAGAGACAGCCCCACAAAGAUGAUCAAGACAGUCCCCUGUGCGCCUCACCUGUCUGAAGUGGAGAUCGACUGCCUGGCAAACUCUGCCUGGGUGAUGUUUGAGGAGUCUGCUGGGGCUGAGGCGUACGUCAUCAUCGCUACCGACAGCCAGGGCUACGAAGAGACUUUUGAGUGUAACUCGACGUCAAAGGGAAUGUGUUCGUUGCCGUCGCUGAUGUGCAGCAAAAACCUCACCUUCACCCUCGAGGCCCGCGACCAGCAGUGCCCCAGUGCACAAAGCAAUGCUGUCAUAACUGAGACAGCUCCCUGUCCUCCUUUGGACAUUAACACGUCAGUGGAUUGCAACACUGGCACAUUCGGCAUCGACUGGAUGGCCAUUCCUGGUGCGGUAACAUACACGGCUACGCUGGAACAGAUGAACGAUGGCACCACCUACUGCUGCACCACGCAAAACCACAGCUGUAACAUCACCGAUCUUCCGUGUGGAGAAAUGUUUAUUUUGCUCGUCGUAGCUGAGGGACGAACAUGCAACAGCACCCAGAGCGAAAGGAAGAUCGUCAGGACAGAGCCAUGCAUUCCUCAGAACCUGAAAUCCAGACUGAGCUGCAGCAACAACGUGGCCUCCAUGUCGUGGAACUACAGCAGGGGAGGACAGGUUUACAGAGUGAGUGCCGUGAGUACCGAUGGACAUGUCGACAAGUGCAGCUCCUUCGAAAACCAGUGUGAUCUGACGGGUCUGAGCUGUGGAGAGUAUUACACAGCGACUGUGCUGGCAGAGGACCAGGACUGCCUGAGCAAACUGAGCGACAGCGUGACAAUCAAGAGUGGUAUGUUUAAGCUAUAA
Molecule: messenger RNA, 7803 nt
Organism: Notothenia coriiceps (black rockcod)
Lineage: Eukaryota; Metazoa; Chordata; Actinopteri; Perciformes; Nototheniidae
Exons: 33
Coding region: 1-7803 (2600 amino acids)
Molecular function (GO): protein binding
Source: RefSeq, a predicted model, not a curated record